Salmo salar (Atlantic salmon) is the source of this 1610-nucleotide messenger RNA. The record is from RefSeq and is a predicted model, not a curated record. NCBI's taxonomy places the organism in Eukaryota, Metazoa, Chordata, Actinopteri, Salmoniformes, Salmonidae.
UGAGGCUUCAUGACAGCAUAUCAGAGGAGGGCUUCCACUACCUGCUGUUUGAUCUUGAGUGUAGAUGCAGGGUGACUGGAGGAGAGCUGUUUGAGGACAUCGUAGCCAGGGAGUACUACAGUGAGGCUGACGCCAGACAGCCUGAGAACCUCCUGUUGGCCAGUAAGCUGAAGGCGGCGGUUCUUGCUGACUUUGGGCUCGCCAUCGAGGUGCAGGCCGACCAACAGGCAUGGUUUGGUUUUGCUAGUACUCCAGGCUACCUGUCUCCAGAGGUCCUGAGAAAAGACCCAUAUGGGAAGCCUGUGAUCCUGUACAUCCUAUUGGUCGGUUACCCUCCCUUCUGGGACGAGGACCAGCACAGACUGUACCAGCAGAUCAAGGCUGGAGCCUAUGAUUUCCCAUCUCCAGAGUGGGACACGGUGACUCCUGAUGCCAAAGACCUGAUCAAUAAGAUGUUGACCAUCAACCCGCAACGGUCCACUGUAGCUUCCAUGAUGCACAGACAGGAGACUGUGGAGUGUCUGAAGAAGUUCAAGCGCCAGGAGGAAACUCAAGAAACUCAAGAAACUCAAGGUAACACUCCUCUUUCACUGUCCUCUGUUCCAAUCGAGAAACUCAAGAAACUCAAGGAACCCCAGACCACAGUGAUCCACAACCCAAUAGAUGGGAACAAGGCUACAGAUCAAGCUAUACGUUCUUUCCCCCAGGAGUCUAUAGAGAGCACCAACACCCCCAUCGAGGACGAGGAUGUCAAAGUCCUCUGUUUUGGGAACUUGGUGGGUAGUGUGUGGAGCUCUAAGGGUCGUUCCACCCAGUCCUCUGAGCCCAGGCAGACUCCCUCCUCUUCAGGACAGAGCAAGUCCCCUGGCUAUGUCCCCCCUGUCCCCCAGCCAGCGUCCCCUGGGUCUCUCCUCAACUACUCUGGAGAAACCUGUCCACUGUCUCCUGGGUCUCCCUCGGCCACUCUGGAGAAACCUGGCCACUGUCUCCUAGGUCUCUCCUCAACCACUCUGGAGAAACCUGACCACUGUCUCCUAGGUCUCUCCUCAACCAUUCUGGAGAAACCUGUCCCCUGUCUCUACUCAACCACUCUGGAGAAACCUGUCCCCUGUCUCCCCUCAGCCACUCUGGAGAAACCUGUCCACUGUCUCCUGGCCACUCUGGAGAAACCUGUCCACUGUCUCCUGGGUUUCCCCUCAACUACUCUGGAGAAACCUGUCCACUGUAUCAUGGCUCGGAAGCAGGAAAUUAUCAAAGUCACAGAGCAGCUGAUCGAAUCCAUCAACAACGGAGACUUUGAGGCCUCACGCGUGAGUCCUGCUCUGAAGAUCUGUGAUCCUGGUCUGACGUCGUUUGAACCAGAAGCUCUGGGGAACCUGGUAGAGGGACAUGACUUCCAUCGCUUCUACUUCGACAACGCCCUGUCUAAAGGUAACAAGCCGGUGCACACCAUCCUCCUCAACCCUCACGUCCAUCUGAUAGUACAUGGACGCGGGGGGAUGCCUCGCACCAUGCAGUCUGAGGAGACCCGCGUCUGGCAUCGCAGAGAGGGAAAGUGGCAGAACAUUCACUUCCACCGCUCCGGCUCGCCCAGCGUACCAUCCCAGUAA